Messenger RNA from Chara braunii, 3773 nucleotides. NCBI's taxonomy places the organism in Eukaryota, Viridiplantae, Streptophyta, Charophyceae, Charales, Characeae. The record is from the annotation of a GenBank genome assembly.
GAGGCGAGGAAGAAGGAGAAGGCGGGCAAACGCGAGGACAUCGCGCCCGCCAAAAACGACAGUUGCACAAGAUUAAGGGCGCGAUCCAGUCAGAGCCCAGUUCCCAGCGCAGCAAGGGUGAUGGAGGAGUAUGUAUGGGCUUGUCAGCACCCCAGCUUUUUGGAUGAGGAAAGUCGAUUCCGGCCUGGUUUGCGGACAUCCUUGUCCGAUGCCAGAUGAGAGUUGUUGGCAACGCAAAGAGCAAAUUGCUGCUGCUGCUGUUGCGUGAAGGAACAGCACAUCACGAUGCCGCGAUCCAAAGGCUAUGAAUCUUUGCAGCAUCUUGGAUUGCUGGUCGCUCGGCACAGGGGAUGGAUCUUCAGUCAUAGCUCUCUUCGGGGAGGAACGGGUUCAGGAGCAGGUCCGGGCGUCUGCAGCCUGUGGCAGCAAAGAUUUUCCUUGUACCGGCCACAUCACCACCUUAAAGCUGAUUCUGCAGCACGACCGCAGAGUGCUGUGCCCACGUGGUAUGGCAACACUAUUGCUCGGGUAAACCGAGUGCAUCAGCAGUGUUCCACACCCCCUCAUCGGCUUCUUGUGAAACAGCUGGAUGGAAUCUCAUCUGAGUUGCCUCUCUGGACUUUGGUGUCACGGCUGCUUGCGAGGCGUGCACUGCUUGGCAACAAGACAUGGAGCGGGAACUCGAUGUCCCUGCAGAAAGCGUGUCAAGCUGCUGCAGUUGCAACAGCAGGAGCAGUGGCUCGCAGUGGGAAUACAACAUUUCGUCUUGUGCGGCAACGGUGCUAUGGGAUAAGUGGCUGGACGCCCCCUAUCCACCCUGUAGCCAAAGCUGUCGGUGCAAUUGCUCUGACGUGUGUCCGGUCGCAGGUAGUUCCGAGGGUCCUGGCAGUGGUUGUGGGAGAAGCGACGUGGGCAAGCACAAAUGUGGCAGAGGCAGAAGCGUUGUAUGCCUCAACAGCACUGGCGAACCGAACAGUGCUUCCGCCCUCCCUGGUCUUAGCUGUCCUUCUAAGCGUAGUGGAUGCAGUAAGCCUGUUCCUUCGGGCAGUUUAUCUCAUGGCACUCUUUACGCCUGCCUUGGUGGUCGCCCCUUUUGCUGAAUUGUUCCAAGGAUCCGUCCGACAGCUGUGGCUGAGGUUAGUUCUUGGCUCGCUUGAGCGUGCAGGGGCGGCGUUUAUUAAAUGGGGUCAGUGGGCUGCAACGCGGCCUGACCUGUUUCCGCGCGAUCUAUGUCAGGAGCUCUCUGAGCUUCACACGAAGGCCCCUUCACAUAGCUUUGCACAGACACGAUCCACCAUCGAGAGGGCGUUCGGAAAAAAGUUGCAUGCUUUGUUCGAGGAGUUUGAGGAGGAACCUGUGGCGUCUGGCAGUAUUGCGCAAGUCCAUCGGGCAGUUCUGAGGUGGCGUCCCUCCGGUAGCAGCAAGGGCAUGAAACGAGGGGCAAAAAGACCGCCUACUGUCGUUGCCGUGAAAGUGAGACAUCCAGGGGUUAGUGAAGUAAUCCGUCAAGACUUUGCAAUCAUGAAUUGGGUGGCUCGGAUAUCGACGCUUGUCCCAGGGCUGCAGUGGUUGCGACUCGAUGAAAGUGUGCAGCAGUUUGCCGUUUUCAUGCUCACGCAGGUCGACCUCGCAAGGGAAGCUGCACACCUGAGCCGAUUUAUCUACAACUUUCGGCACUGGAAAGAUGUCAGCUUUCCGAAGCCGGUGUACCCCCUCGUUCACCCUGCUGUGUUGGUUGAAACGUUUGAGCAGGGGGAGAGCGUGGCGAGAUAUGUUGAGAAGUCGGAGCGAAGUUCAAUCAACAGCACUCUCGCAUACCUUGGAACGCACACCCUGCUGAAGAUGUUGCUGGUUGACAAUUUCAUCCACGCAGAUCUGCAUCCCGGUAACAUUCUCGUUCGGCUCAAGCCGAGAAAGCGAGGUCGGUCGAAGCUGUCGAAGCCUCAACCUCAUGUCGUCCUUCUCGAUGUCGGUAUGACCGCCGAACUCUCUACCAAGGACCGGGUUAACUUGCUGGAGCUUUUCAAAGCCGUGGCAAUGCGAGAUGGCAGAAGGGUGGCAAGAUGCACGUUGAAGUUCUCUCGUGGUCAAAGCUGCCCUGACCCGGAGGGGUUCAUACACGACGUUGAAGAGUCGUUCAAGGAAUGGGUGGGCAAGAAGGGCGACUCCAUGCAUGCUGGCGAGUGCAUGUCGGAGCUCCUUGAGCAGGUGCGUCGCCACCGUGUGCACAUCGAUGGUGAUGUGUGCACUGUUGUUGUCACAACGCUCGUCCUUGAGGGAUGGCAGCGCAAGCUAGAUCCCGAUCUCAACAUUAUGCAGACGCUGCAGACGUUGCUCUUCAAAGCGGACUGGGCAACCAGCCUGAGCGACACAAUUGACGCUCUCAUGGCUGCGUGAAGAAGCUCAGUCUAUGCCAAGCCUUAGCCUACACUUCCCCACACUUACACAGGUCACCAACCUUAGCUUGGGGUGUGUGGCUAAGCGUGCGAAUAGAUUUUUCGGCACGAUGCCAAGCCUACUUUGACCUCGACCACCUCUAGCAAAGCCACAGUGGUUCAUUUUCUCGAGGCCAGUUAACUCGCCAGGCUAGCUGCAACAGAAGAUGUGUGGUGGGUUAAUGGGGUGUUUGGUCUGGCAGAGGAGGGAAAUCUUCUGUUCAAUUCAAAUUCUGCGAUUUCCGUUUUCUAUUCAAGUCCAUGAUUUUUUUUUUUUUUUUUUUUUUUUUUUUUUUUUUUUUUUUUUCCGCUUGCAGUUUGCAGGCUUUUCAAAUUCGUUUUGACGGGCGCCACCUUUGCCUUCCGUUCCUGCUGCGUCUCGUCUCUCAAUUGGAGGGCACCUCAUCAUGUUUUGACGAGGACAGAAAGUUCAGUUCGUGUAAGGAGGGGGACAUUUUGGUUUCCUAUGUGUUUCUUCAUUGUUGCUUGUUCAUUGCCGUGGGAAAACGUUUGUUCGAGUUUCGAGAGAAGAGAUGCAUUCUCAGCAGCGCAGCGAAACCGCCAUCAUGUGGUGUGUAGGAGAUGAGUCUUUUGUAGGCCAACUUUCACCUGCCGGAUAGCAACAUAGCGAAGGUUGUGAACCCACUUAGAUCAGGGCGCUAGCCAUCUUGGUUAGUCGAACUUUUUCGUGUCCUUUCACUCUUGCCGUGAGUCGAAGAGGAGGGACCGACGGAGGGAGGUGAGGACGCACAGAAGGCGGGAGAGAGUGAAACUGCGCUUUGAUCUGUUGUUUCUCGGAGAGCCGCGAGAAGUGAGGGCAGAGGGAGGAGGAAGGGGAAGGUGUAUAAUCAAUGCCUUGCCUAUGUAUUUCUAACGUUUUGCAUAUCCGUGUUUUCCUGCGACCUUCUUUACAGUCAGUCCUACAUACGCGCGGGCAUCGUGAAUGACUAUGCAUUCCUUUUUAAGAAUGUUUUGUGAUUUCACCCUUUGUUUUACGGUUUUUACCCCCCUGUACAGGGACGGAGAGUGUGUGCAUCUCCAGUCCUGUAUCAUCCAUGUCUGAAUAGGGGGCAUAUCUGCGCUAACCAAACAAGCACACCGUGCGGCGUGCACUAAGACUUCAGGAAAUAAAAGGAAAAGAAGCGUCUGGCAGUCCGUAAAUAUUUCUGAGCAACUUUAGGCUGAGGAGUUUCCAAGUUGAGGUCAUAGAGUUUAUUAUGACAUAAUCUAGGAAUCUUUAACGGCAUAAUCUAGGAAUCUUUAACGGCAUAAUGGCAUAAUCUAGGCAUCUUUAACGGCAAUGAUACGUGAAAGUGAUAAUGAAAAUCUUAUUAUCUG